UUCCUGGAAAAGAGGAGCCACCACCACUGCUGUGUCUGUGGGGACAAGGGGGGAGACCAGGGACCCAGGAAGUUCCCACACUCCGAUGUCACCAAACAGCCUGGGUUCAGGCCAGCCACAUAUUGCAGUGUGGCUGAUUCUGGUCACAGGCUUCCUGACACAGUGAGCGUCUCAGACAGGCCACCUGGACCUGCAGGCUCAGCAGAUGUGUCACACACACACAACAGACCCAGGCUGCACACAGGAAGCAGUCCCCGCCCAGCCAUGGAAUAAAGGCCCUGACAGCCACCCAGGCCCGGAGUCUACCUGCCUCCCGUGUCCACUGCUCACCAGGCUGCAGCUCCCCAAGAUGUCUGCGUGGGUGGUGCUGCUGGCCCUGCAGGCCUCUCUGCUGCUCCGCCUGGCCAGCUGCACGGCCCCCACGGCCACCCUGCGCUUUGUGGCUGUGGGUGACUGGGGCGGGGUUCCCAAUGCCCCAUUCCACACAGCCCGGGAGAUGGCCAACGCCAAGGAGAUCGCCAAAGCUGUGCAGAUGAUGGGGGCCGACUUCAUCCUGUCCCUGGGGGACAACUUCUACUUCACCGGCGUCCAUGAUGUCAAUGACAAGAGGUUCCAGGAGACCUUUGAGGACGUGUUCUCUGACCGCGCCCUGCGCAAUGUGCCCUGGUACGUGCUGGCCGGGAACCACGACCACCUUGGGAACGUCUCAGCACAAAUCGCCUACUCCAAGGUCUCCAAGCGGUGGAACUUUCCCAGCUCAUUCUACCGCCUGCACUUCAAGAUUCCGCGGUCCAACGUGACCGUGGCUAUCUUCAUGCUGGACACGGUGACAUUGUGUGGCAACUCCGAUGACUUCCUCAGCCAGCAGCCUGAGAGGCCCCGGGACCUGGCAGUAGCCCGGACCCAGCUGUCCUGGCUGAAGAAGCAGCUGGCGGCGGCCAAGGAGGACUACGUGCUGGUGGCCGGCCACUACCCUGUGUGGUCCAUCGCUGAGCAUGGGCCCACCCGCUGCCUGGUCAAGCACCUUCGGCCCCUGCUGGUCACCUAUGGGGUCACAGCCUACCUGUGUGGCCAUGACCACAACCUGCAGUACCUUCAGGAUGAGAAAGGCGUUGGCUAUGUGCUGAGUGGGGCUGGGAACUUCAUGGACCCCUCCGUGCGGCACCAGCGCAAAGUCCCCAACGGCUACCUGCGGUUCCACUACGGCUCCGAGGACUCGCUGGGUGGCUUUGCCUACGUGGAGAUCGGCGCCAAAGAAAUGACAGUCACUUACAUCGAAGCCUCGGGCAAGUCCCUCUUCAAGACCAGCCUGCCUCGGCGGCCCAGGCCCUGA
Messenger RNA from Octodon degus (degu), 1333 nucleotides. It is a transcript of the gene Acp5, whose product is annotated as acid phosphatase 5, tartrate resistant. Gene Ontology annotation, molecular function: ferrous iron binding; ferric iron binding; acid phosphatase activity. The transcript is spliced from 6 exons. Bases 206 to 1333 code for a protein of 375 amino acids. Gene Ontology annotation, biological process: bone resorption. NCBI's taxonomy places the organism in Eukaryota, Metazoa, Chordata, Mammalia, Rodentia, Octodontidae. The record is from RefSeq and is a predicted model, not a curated record.